Molecule: messenger RNA, 1539 nt
Organism: Botrytis byssoidea
Lineage: Eukaryota; Fungi; Ascomycota; Leotiomycetes; Helotiales; Sclerotiniaceae
Exons: 3
Coding region: 1-1539 (512 amino acids)
Biological process (GO): mitochondrial respiratory chain complex IV assembly
Cellular component (GO): extrinsic component of mitochondrial inner membrane
Source: RefSeq, a predicted model, not a curated record
AUGCGUCCUUCAACUUCAUAUACUUGCCGGCAGUGCUUACAUGCGCUCAGAAAAACGCCUAGGUCAAUCGGCUUGGGCAAUAGAACCAUCACUUCUGGUAAUAGUAGAAGCACCAAGCUCUCUACGAAUUUGCCAUCGGGGAAUCAAUUGGCGCAAAAGGACUUGGGCCGUCGGGCAAUAUCAUUUGGACAAGGGCAGGUAGCAAGAAAUGAGUCUCCGCAGUAUAGAACUCCAAGUGGCUUGGAAUCAACCCCGCCUCCAGAGGUUGAAGGACGAGCUCUCUUGAAGCCGAACAACCUCUUUCACUCGUUCUCGAAUUCGCCAUCCCCCGAAAUUAGAAGACGAGCAGCUUUCAUGAAGCAGAACGCCUAUUGCCCACAUCCGGAUCAUCACCAGACUCGAUUGCCAACAAAUCCAGACGAUCCCGAAGCACGAAAAUCUGCUACAGGUGCGCUACCACCAGCCCACGUGGAUUUCGAAUGCCCAGAUUGCGGAAUACCUGUGUCAUGCUCAGAAGAGCAUUGGGCUGAUGAUUAUGAGGCACAUUUGGAAAUUUGUGAUACUCUGCGGGAGAUAAAUGAGGAUGAUCAUGAUCUACGUUCUGGCAGGUUCUUUCCAGAAUUCGAGUACCCUGGUGAUCAGAUUGAAGAAGCAAUGGUUAAUAUGACAAAUUGGGAUACUCUAUUGUUUUCGAGAGAGUUUAAGGCCAUCAAUGACGAAAGAAGUUUACGACAAGCGACUAGGUUGUUGACGUACCCUCUUACGAUUGGAAGCGUGCUGCAUGAAUUGAGUCCUUACAAUAUCAAGAAGGGCGGAAGACUGACUGUCGAAGGUCUCAAAAGUUUGAGUGCUCUUCGUUAUAACCUACAUCCUGCACGAACCGGUGGUGGAUCUGAGAUCAAGAAUCUUAGACCAACCCCGCCACCAGUGAGAAUCUUUAUUCUAGGAGCUCGUGCAGAAUCUUCGUUACCAAGAGAAGUUUGGGUGCAAUUAGCACAUCUAUUUCCUCGAGUCACAUUCCACUUGAUCUUCAUCGGACCUGAAAGUAUGGCGAACAGAGAUGCUGAAUUUCCUUUACCUGAGAGAACUCCGGGAAAUCCUUUUGGCUCAAUUGUUGAGGAUCGUAUCACAAACUCCUUGAAGAUUAGCACUUUUGUGGAGUAUUAUCACACCCUCCACAAAGCUGGUCACUUUUAUCCCUAUGAUCCUUACUUUGAUUGCUUCAUGCUUUUCCAUCCUGGUUUAGGACAUCCAGCCAGUUCUCACGAGUGGGCGGAAACCAUCCCACAACUUUUAGAGACCAAAGUGCCAAUCUUGGUUACCGGAUAUACACAAUACGAUAUGGAUCGAGAUAUUGAUUGGGUCAAGAAGACUGUAGGCGGGGAAAUGGACAUGUUGAUGGAACCAGGAGAGAAUCGCUUCCGAAGUCUGAGAUGGGAUCUGAAUGACAUGGACCCUCAAGACGUUAGCUGCGGUAACUGGGGUGUUUGGGCAUUCAGAGGAAAGAGGUACGAAACUACAAGGGGCAAAGAGGAUUGA